UUAGCAUGGGUGAGCUGAGUAUGAUGUUGAAUAACACAGGGAUCAGUAUGAACAAGGUUGUAGCUCUGCAUGGCUCCAAAUCCUCCAAAACAAAAUUGCCUGAAACUCAUACAAAUCAAGGAACAGAGAGUAAGUUGUCACCAAUUGCAAAGAAAUCACCGCCAAAAUCUUCCCAGUUGCCCAUAAUGAAAGGUUCUAGCUUGAACAGAAGUUUUCCAAAGGUGGGAGAUAGUGAAUCUUCCAUGCUGAAGAGCAAACGUCUGCGUAAAGGAAGCAGUUGUGAUUCUAGAUUUAAAAGUGGCUCAGUUGGGGAUAGUGCACCAGAGGUUGAUAGGCCUAGUGACGUUUCUUCUGCGGAAAAGACCCCUAAAAAUACCUCCCCUCGUUCGUCCAAUCAAAGUGAAAAUGAUCUUUGGUCAUCGCCGAAUUCGUCUAGCUAUUGUGCCAACAAUACGGGACUUUUUGACAGACUUGAUGAGUUCAAGAUUUCCUUUAAUUCUGGUGCUGCCCAGCAGCAUCCCAAUUUGAAAACGGUUGAAGACCGGGAGAAAACCCCACCCGCUGAUGGUGAGGACAGAAAGGCAAACAUCUCAACAAACAUUCUCAUGUCCAAACCAAAACCCAAGUCAAUGGAUGAAGAAAAGGCAACUAAAACGAACUUGGUAAAUAGUGUGAAUUCGAAUCCAACAAUAAAACAGAUAAGUGAUAGGGAAAAUCUUGGUAGGGAAUACAGCCAUGAAGUUCUCGAUAGAAUUUACAGCGCUGAUGCCCACGGUAGCUUCCAGUGUAUAGAGCAGACUCAGCUCGACGACCAUUUCACAGCCCUUCACAGUCGGGAGUCUUUAGAAACGGAGUGGAAUACCAUAAGAAGGGAGACUGUGGAUACAACACGUGGAGAUUUUUCUCGUAUCAGUGAUAUUCAGAUAGGGUUGGUACCCCCACCAACAGCUCAAUCUACUCCCUUUCCACCAUCAAUAGCCAAGUUUACAGAUUUUUCUACCACAAUUUCAUCAAGUAAGGUUUGCCCUGUGGAUGCACCUCCAGCCCUUAAGUUCAGAGAGGCCUGCUGUGUGGGGAUAUCCAGGAAGGAGCUGCUGCCCCUCAGGAACCCCACCGACAGAUGGAUGGAGUGUUUCAUAGAGCCCAAGUUCCUGGAAUGUGAUGGAAAGAGAAUGUCCCUGGAGCACUUCCCCUUUGAGCUGAGGCAGAGGAAGUUUAUUAUAGACCCCCACAAGACAUUUAAUGUUGAUGUUAUGUUCCUACCAAAGCGUCCAGGUGCUUAUGUAGCCCAGGUGCAGGUGUUUUCACUCUCGUUCCUGAAUCGCAGCCAGAUGAAGGAACGUGACGUUGUCCCUGUCAACAUCUCCUUUCAGGCUUCAGCAGAGGACCCGUGGAUCAAGGUGUCCUGUGAUGAUGGCCAGUGCAACUCUGUAGACUUUGGCGAGUUACUAUGGGGUUCUUGUGGUGAGAAGACCAUCUGUAUACAGAACAUGGGCCAGGCCACUGUACCACUCAGGCUGGCCAUCACAUCGAAUAAAGCGUGGCACUGCUUUGCCUUCGAGCCUGAGGGGGGGGUCUCCGACGUAUCGAUAAUCUCUGGUUGCCACCCACCAACCUCAGGUCAGGGUCGAAGCAUAAUAAACAUCAGUUUGCCAGGCUGUGAUCAACCAUUCUCCUACCAGAAGGUGAAGGUCUGGUGCAGGCCACCAGAAAAACAGUUCACCAAAGCUCUGGCCCGCCAGCCCCCCGAAGUGUUCGAGUGCAGUGUGGAUAUUGAGGUGGACACACCCUGCAGUCGCCAGCCAAAACUGAGCACCUUGCAUCUCAAGGCAACCGUAGGCGUAUGCAAACUGCACACACAGACCAACCUCAAGGAGAUCCACAUCAGGUCUAGUCCCAAGGCUUCAGAGAGGACGACAGUGAGGCUGUUCAACGCGGGGAACCUGUCCUUGACUGUGUCCUUCGGAAUCAGUGAUCAUCGUGACGUGUUCAUUGUGUCGCCUACCAGUCUGCUUUUGAAACCACAUGAAGAUGGUAGCAUUGUCAUCACCUUCAAACCCAAUCUUGAUAGCAUGAAGAAGUUUGUUACGCUGUUGUUGAUGAUGGUGCAGCCCAGUGGCCCAGUGUUUGAGCUGCAGAUAGUGGGGGAGGUGCAGGAGGCUGUGCCAGAAAACCUUCAGCUGCUCUGUGAUAUUACCACCCUGGACUUUGGUGGUGUGGCUCUGGGAAAAACAUGUGUGAAGUGCUACAGAUUGAAGAACAAUAACCCAACUCCUGUGCUGUUGACAGCCAAGGUGACUGAUUCGGAUAUCAGGUUGGCCCGGGAGGCAGAUCGAAGGGUCGAAGGAAGCGACACAUUAGACCUGGAGGUGUCCCCCACCCACACGCUGCCUGUCUAUGUGAUGUACGCCCCGUUGUUACGACAACACCUGAGGAGCAAGGUCACCAUGCGACACCCAGCAUCUGGCAAAUACACGGUAAAGAUCCAAGGGUACGGUGGUGUCAGCAGACUGCACUGCAAAGAGGACUGCCUGGAGACGACCUUUGUGGAAGGUCACACGUGUUUCACCGUGACCUCAUUCUCAAUGGAUAAGGUCAAGGACAUAUUCUUGACCAACCUUGGAGACCGUGCUGCAAGAGUGCACGUUGCAGUGUAUGAAGACCUGAAGUGCACAGAAUGCCUACUGUCUGGAGAGAUUAUUGUGAAGCCCAGUGAGUUAUCCCUAAUGGAUGGAGAAAGCAAGAAGAUGAAACUCGUUGUCGGAAUGAAAGAGGCAGAGUUCACUCGUCGGCAGGAACAGAAUUCGGUCGGGGCGGCUCUUUGCUUUGAAUACGUGGACCAGGUGGAGUCCAAUCAUCCAUUCAGGUCCAAGUUGAUAGUGGGUCUGGUUCGAGGUUUUGCCGCUAGUGGCACACCCACCACAACCACCCCCCUGCGCUCUGUCCGUCCUUACAGGCCUUCAUACUUCUCAGAGAUAGCGACAGAUCUCAGCAGUCGUUUCAGCACCACCAGCGACGACAUGACUGAAAGGUUUUCCCAUGGUACUGAGUCCUCAGUGGUAGAGAGGAUAGGGGGCUGGUCCGUGAAGCCAUCAAAACUAGUCAUUUACUGCUCAAACAGAGGUCAAGAAUUUGAGACGUUUUACAUCUACAAUCACAAUUCCGUGGGAAUAAGGUUUGAAAUGUUCUGGCCAGGUGGAAACCUGUCAUUGACUCCUGGCAGUGGAACAAUCUUGCCAAGAGAGAACCAGUGCAUCCGUGUGUACCCAACCACAGUAACCACCCAGAGUCCACCUUGGUCGGGUCAGAUAAUUGUGUCAGUUGACAGGCAGACAGAGAGCAUCCUAGUCGAGGUGAAACAAGAUGCCAGUGCAACCAAUCAAGACAUUCCAGAGAAGGACAACCGCAGUCUGGUUCCUAUUAGUAGCAAUGUUAACCUGUCCAGCGUGGGAACCAAUCGACUGGGCCACCUCGAAGUGUCCAGGACGUCUGUCCAGUUUCCGUCGACGAGGAUCGGCAAGUGUUCUGAGCAGACCAUUGACAUAUCAAACAUCGGGCCGGAGACCUUGAGAUGGCUGUUCUCGUCAUUUGCACCGCUGUAUAUGAAGAGGAAGACAGAGUCAAGUAAAGAUGUGUUCAGAGUGUCCUACAAGGUGUUUGACUUCACCAAGCAGUUUGGGAAACUGAACGCCAAAGAAACCCUGCAGCUGACUGUACAGUUCAUGCCUCAGUCUGCGGGCACGUUCACCCAGUACUGGGACCUCCAGACCAGCAGUAAUGCGGGCCUUAGCAAGUCUACCUCCACCACCCAACACCCCCAGCACCAGGACUACAUAAUGGUGCACCUUACUGGAGAGGGCCAGGAAGAUGAUACAGAAACCCCUCGAGGAAAGAGUGAUGUUGAGAAUCUCUUGCCAAAGCUGCCUAGCAACAAAUACAGCCUGCGCCUGGGCCAGGAGCUCAUGGAGUUCCCGUGCAUGGAGCGAGGCAACCGGAGCAUGCUGAGGCUGGAGCUGAAGAACAACCAUAUGGAGGACGUGAAAGUGGAGGUCACUGCACCCCAGCCCCCCUUCCACGUCAACCACUCCAGCUUCAAGAUACAGAAGAAGAAGUAUUUACGAUUGCCAAUAGAGUUCCAGCCAACACGCCCAGGAAGGUUUACAGAUGUAGUGAAGUUCCAGAGCUCCAAGGGAGACAAUCUUAUACUGCAACUGUCAGCAGAGUGUAGAUCAACACAUUUGACCUCCCUUAGUUAAUCUUCAACCAUCAAGAAUCGUAUAAAAAAAUCUUAGGAUGAAAUAAGAAUGGAACAAUUUGAAUGGAAUUUUAAAAUAUCAGAAAAUGUAUAGUGUCGUUUUUUAAUGCCUAACUGAUUUUUGGACAGGAGUUUCUUAAUCGUAACUGUAGACAUAACUGUUAUUAAUUGCAUAUUGAAUUAGCUAUUAAUGUGAAAUGGUAAUAAAUCAAAUGAGAAACAUUAUAAGCAUGGAGUCGUAUAAUGCAUACUUAAAACUUCAAAUAAAUUUAUACGCAAAAACACACAAAAAAAUAGUAGUCCUUCUUCUAGAUAUUCUAAUUCAUCACACCAAGGACUUUUUAUCAAUAUAACACAAACAUGUUUUGCCUAUUCCUUUAAUUGUGAUUAAUAAAAGUGAUAUCCCUGUGAUAAAAAUAUAAAUGUGAUACAAUGUUAGAGUAACAUUUGCAAAAGCUGUGGUCUCAUUAUUUAUUGUUGUUCAUGUAAUAAAUUGUUGAAUUUUGUAGUGCACAUACAAGCCUGACUAAAUUUAAAAUUAAAAAAAAAAAAAAAAAAAAAAAAGUGCAGGCAUAGUUCUAUAUUGUUGUUUAUAGUGUUGUAUGCAACUCUCGAUUAUUGUGUUAGUUUUGAUGUUAUUUAACUUGUAAAUGUAUUUAUAUUAAUGCAGUUGAUGUAUGUAAAUGUGAAUAUCAAAUCAAAUUUUGUGUUAUCAGACUGGUGAACCUAUGUGACAGCUAUGUGUGGUUCAGUGAGAAUUUCAAAUAGAUUAAUUGUAUUCUACAAUAGAAUUUUCUCUCUAGUUUCAGAUAUAAUUGGUAUUUUGAGUGGUAUAGUUACUUUUUUCAGUUUCUUUACCUUUGACUCCCUGUAAGCAACCAAUUGCUUUUAAUGUGUAGUCAUUAAAGAUUGAUAUUCAGUAUACAAUCCAGCAUUGAAGUCUUGCCUAUAUAUAUAUGAGCCAUGCUCUGUGAAAGGGGGGUAUACUGCAUGCAGUCUGCACAGGCUAAUCAGGGAUGACAUUUUCUGCUUUUAUAAUAUUUUCUGUUUAAAGAAAGUCUCUUAGCAAAAAUCCCGUUUGGGCAGAAAGUGUUGUCCCUGAUUAGCCUGUGUGGACAUGCAUUAAGUCCCCUUUCACAGAGCGCUGCCCAUAUUCUUUCUGAAUCAUUGUAUAAAUCUUAAUCAUAUGUGCAUGUAAAUAGUUUGUAUUAUUAUCAUGUGGUACAUGAAAGUAGUUUGUAUUAUUAUCAUGUGAAAAAUUAUCUUUUCAAAAUAUUUUCUCACAUUGUCGAUAAUGUACAUAUAUGUUUUUCAAACAGUACCAACAGGAUUCACCGUCAUUUGUUACAUUACCUGUGCUUGUAUUAUAUUAGCCAGACUUGCAUUUAUGACCAUGGCUAUUGUUUGAGUUUAUAUUAUGCUAGAAUAUUAAAUGCCUUAAACCACUUUUCAAUGUUGAACAUUUUGUUUCGUACGUGUGAAAUAAAACAAUUCAUAACAAUAAAUUAAUGUAUAUAAAUGUAGUAGUCCAUGCUGUAAUGUUUAAGUGUCAGCGCAGACAUUCUGGAAGAGUUUGUAAGGAAUGUUAUUACUUAGGGGUUUCAAUAUGUUUACCUGUUCCAUGAAGUAAUCUGUAUAUUUGCCCAUAACUAAUUUUCAUGUUUUUCUAAAGCCUCAAACUUCAAACUUCUUUUUUUUAACUUGUUGCUCAAUGACUUAUGACUGAUUUUAGACAUUUUAAGUAAACUUCAUACAUGUAUACUUUAUAUCAAGACCCUGCAUGACACUUCAUACCAGGUUUAUCAAUUUGUUCUCGAAUCAAAUUAAAGACAGGAAACAACAAGUUGUGUCCACCUUUCCCUUACAAUAACUCCUAUCUAAUAACCACCAUUUGUCUUUUCCCACAAACAUGCUAUUAGUCUUGUGACAAACUAUUUUUACAUACUUGCUGUGUAGGUAUUAGAUUGCUGUAUGAAUAGUAAAAUAUUUUGACUUAGUACAUGUUAAUAAGUAAGUGAUAAUUAGCUAGUAUAUUUACUUCGACAUUGUACAACUAUGCAUGGACACAAUCUUGAAACGAAAAUAAAGAAUCCAACUUGUUCAA
Molecule: messenger RNA, 6359 nt
Organism: Dreissena polymorpha
Lineage: Eukaryota; Metazoa; Mollusca; Bivalvia; Myida; Dreissenidae
Product: centrosomal protein of 192 kDa-like
Exons: 25
Coding region: 6-4256 (1416 amino acids)
Biological process (GO): mitotic spindle assembly; centrosome duplication; protein localization to centrosome
Cellular component (GO): cytoplasm; centriole; pericentriolar material
Molecular function (GO): protein kinase binding
Source: RefSeq, a predicted model, not a curated record